GAGUCGCAAGCUAUAUACGUCACGACGUCCGCAUUUCCGACGCACGUUGCUAGUUGCUUGUUUGGGAAUUAGCAUUUAGCAUUGCAUUUAACGCACAUAUUUCCAUGGCAAAUGGAUGUAAAGACGUGCUGUUCGCGCGUGGAACUGGACAGAGCGACGAUUCGGAUAUAUGGGAUGACACGGCACUGAUAAAGGCUUAUGACAAAGCAGUGGCUUCAUUCAAGACUGCUCUUAAGGGUGAAGAUGAGCCGCAAGACUCCAAGAAAAACCAACCAGGAAAGAAACGCAAGAACAACAAAAGAAACGAGAGCAGGAAAAGGACCAAUGCACCGCCGGAUAAAGAGUGGCAGGUUGGGGACUCCUGUGUUGCUUACUGGUCAGAGGAUGGCCAGCCCUAUGCAGCAACCAUCUCCUCCAUAGACGAAAAGAGAGGCACAUGUAUAGUAGUUUAUACGGAAUAUGGCAACGAGGAGGAGCAGAAUCUGGAAGACCUGCUUUCAGAAGUUUCUGAGGGUGAUGAAGAAUUAAACACCAAGGUAAAUGAGGCAGAGUCAUCAACAGAGGAGAGCGACAGGUCCAGUACACCAAACCAACACAAACCACAGCCCCACAGUAAAGCUCAAAAGUCCAAGGCUCACAAAGAACCUCCUCCUAUGUGGGCUCCUGGUUUCCCUGGGUUUCCCCCAGGCCCACCUCCCAUGUAUCCAUUCAAACAGGGUGGGAACAGGCGUUCUGGUGGCCAUGCACCUGCGCCCCCUCCAUGGCCUCCCAUGAUGCCUUUUGGUCCUCCAAUGAUCCCUCCGCCUCCACCCAUGAGCCCUGACAUGGCGGAUGACGAAGCUUUGGGCAGUAUGCUCAUCUCCUGGUACAUGAGUGGAUAUCACACAGGAUACUACAUGGGCUUGAAACAAGGACGUAAAGGCUCCAAGUGGACAAAACCGCACCACAAAUGAUCACUUGAAGGUUUAGUUUAAAUCUGGGCCUCACGUGGAGCAUCAGUCACCCUGUCUGCUUUGUCUCACGUGUGUCAUUGUUGUUUCAAGAGGAACUAUUAUUUGACUUCAUGAAAGAGAGUUUUAUAUUCUUUGUAAAUAAAUUAAAUAAAGGCUAUUGGAGCAGAA
Messenger RNA from Mugil cephalus (flathead mullet), 1121 nucleotides. It is a transcript of the gene smn1, whose product is annotated as survival of motor neuron 1, telomeric. Gene Ontology annotation, biological process: mRNA processing. Gene Ontology annotation, cellular component: nucleus; cytoplasm. Gene Ontology annotation, molecular function: RNA binding. The record is from RefSeq and is a predicted model, not a curated record. NCBI's taxonomy places the organism in Eukaryota, Metazoa, Chordata, Actinopteri, Mugiliformes, Mugilidae.